Molecule: messenger RNA, 1184 nt
Organism: Pocillopora verrucosa
Lineage: Eukaryota; Metazoa; Cnidaria; Anthozoa; Scleractinia; Pocilloporidae
Product: progestin and adipoQ receptor family member 4-like
Cellular component (GO): membrane
Molecular function (GO): signaling receptor activity
Source: RefSeq, a predicted model, not a curated record
AAAGCCGGUUGUUAUGGAAUGUAUCAGUAAUCCUUAAUAAUGGCGAAAAACGGCUCUAUAAAUCAUCUUAGAGAUAACCACACCAAAGAGAAGAAAAUAUCUAAAGCGCCGAUUCUAUUUAAACUAGAAUCUUGUCCUCCAUGGCUGCAAUUUAACAAAUAUAUUUGGGGAAGUUAUCGAUGUAACUUAUCAACGCGCCAAUGCGUAGACAGCUUGUUUUACGUCCACAACGAAACGUUCAAUAUUUAUUCGCACGGUAUUCCCUGUGCAUUUUUUGUGAUGCUAAUCCCCAUAACAGCAAGUGCAGCAAGUCUAGCCAACCCACUAUGGUUUUUUCUUCACUAUUUCUCCUGUUUUGCUCCAUUCUUGGCUAGCCCUAUUUAUCAUUUAUUUAUGUGUCAUCAAAAUGGACAGGAUUCAUACAAGCAUCUACUCACUUUGGACGUCUGUGGUAUCUGGGCAAUUAAUGCCUUUGGUGCUUUGUGUGGUAUCCGUGCAACAUUUUACUGCCUUCCAUUUUGGCAGUUUUUGUCUCUUACAGUUUAUUUGGUGAUUUCCUUGAGGUGUCUAUACUUUAUUGUGAUAGCUGACAAUGCUAAAGAACGGUUCAAACCUUUUGCAGUAUUUGGUGUGAUGAGGUAUUUCUUUGCCGCAGUUCGUCUAUCAUUUUAUUAUUUUAAUGUUACCAAAAGCAGCGUCAGUGCUAUGCCGUAUUAUUUAUCAAUGGAUUUAUUAGCUUUUAUUGGUGGAGCACUCAAUGUUGCUAGAAUACCUGAGAGAUGGUUUCCAGGUAAAUGUGAUAUCAUUGGAAACAGUCAUCAAAUUAUGCAUGUGGUUACAGUACUAAGUGUUAUUUGUUUACACAUUGGAUCAGUAAGAGACUUUCACUGGAUGAGUGAAACUCUUUGUAUGUGAGGCAGGUUCUGGCUUGCGUGAUGUUCUACUGGAACAAGAGUAACUUGAAUGUGAGAGAACUGAAAGACAACUCCUUCUGUUGCAUGGACUUACUACUUUUGCACAGCAGUCUAAUUUUCUUGCACCUGUCUUGCAGAAAAUUACCUAAAUUGUAUAGUUUUUGGCUUAAAUUCCAGCCAUCUUGAACUACAAAUAUUUUUUUUCUUGUGUAACACACAAAUCUGCUAAUCUAUCAAGUAAAAACUGUGUAACAAUUAAUAGCAAUAUUA